AUGUUCUGGACCGAAAUGACGUUGAAGAGGGCCAAGCGGCAUGCGUGCGGAGGGGAGGGGGGGCGGAUUCACUGGGGCCGCUGGGGCAUUGGUCUUGUCUCAUGCUCGAUGCGUCCCCGAUCUGCCUAUGCCGUCGAGGAGGAAGCGCGGCCAACCCAGCCCAACACAUCCCGGCGCUCCCAAAAAACACCAAAGAGGUCGAGAUGGUACUCGCACCACGGACUUGCGAUCACUGGUGCCGCCAAUGCAGGCAUGACGCAGCAUUACUCUAUUCCUGCAACUAAACAAGCUUCUUAUGCCAACUAUUCCUAUCCUUGCAACCUGCAGAACGCCUAG
Molecule: messenger RNA, 336 nt
Organism: Colletotrichum lupini
Lineage: Eukaryota; Fungi; Ascomycota; Sordariomycetes; Glomerellales; Glomerellaceae
Exons: 3
Coding region: 1-336 (111 amino acids)
Source: RefSeq, a predicted model, not a curated record